AUGGAAUCGAAAAAAAUUAAGGAUACGCUUUUGCUACCUCAAACUAGUUUUCCGCUGAAAAAUACUAAUCACUGCGAAACUGAAAAAAAAAUUAGGGAAUUGUGGGAAGAGAAACAAAUUUAUCAACAAGUAUUAGAAAAAAAUAAAAAUAAUUCGGCUUUCAUUCUUCAUUCGGGUCCACCUUAUGCUAACGGUUGGGAUACCCAUGGAUUACCAAUUGAGCACAAAGUGAUUCAGACCUACCAAAGCAAAAAAAUAAAUCUGCACCAAGUCUGUCAUGACUUUGCUUUAACCCAAGUUCAAAUCCAAAAAGAACAAUUAAAAAAAUUGGGAUUAUUUACUGAAUAUAAUCACUAUUAUAUUACUCUUAACAAAGAAUAUGAAGCCGAGCAAAUUCGAGUUUUUGGCGAAAUGGUGAAAAAAGGGCUGAUUUAUCAAGGAUUUCGACCAAUUUAUUGGUCUUGCGGACAUGAAACCGCCUUGGCCGAAGCCGAAAUAGAAUAUUACGAAAAAAAAGAUACUUCUCUUUAUUUUAAAAUCAAUGGCCGUCAAAAAAUCGGCUUCUUAUGCUUUGUAGAAAAGGUAUUUUCAGGAGAAAAAUUAUUAGGACUAACUUAUUUUCAUCCUUAUCAAAAGGACAGAAAGGGAUAUAUUGUUGACGGAAGUGAUUUUAUUGAAGAAGGGGAAGGAACGGGAAUAGUCCAUUUAGCACCCGCUUUUGGGGCAGAAGAUUUUGCAGUAGCAAAAAAGGAAAAAUUAACAAUUGAAUGCCCACUAGAACCGAAUGGAAUAUUUAAUGAAAAAAUCGCGGUUUCGGAAUUGAUUGGCAAACAUUAUAGUGAAGUAAAUAAUUAUGUUAUUACUGAUUUAGAAACAAGAAAUUUAACCAUUGAAAAAGAAGUAAUUAUAGAAGUCAUAAAAAAAGAGUUAAUAGAAAAUAUUGCCAAAAAUAAUGAACCGAUACUUAACCCUAAAAUUAUUGAUUAUGUGGCUGAAAUAGUUGCUAGUCGUGAAGAAACCAUUUUGGGUGAAGAUAUUAUGGAUGUUUGGUUGGAUAGUGGGGAUACCCCUUAUGGACUAAGUAUUUUUAAGCCAGAAAAAGUUAAAGAAUUAGAAAAUAGAAUAGAGAUAGUAAGGCAGUUAUAUAUCGUUACAUUGCUAGAAGAUUAUAACUAUCCAAAAUCGAGAAUCAAAUUAGAACACUCCAUACACUUUGGGCGAGAAAAAAAAUCAGCUGAUAUUGUAAUUUUCGAUAAAGAUAGGCCUAAUGUUGAGUAUAUUAUAGUCGAAGUUAAAAAACCAAAUGAAAAACUUGGAAAAGAGCAAUUGAAAUCUUAUUGUAAUGCCACCGAAAUAACCGCCUUGCCAAAUUCUGAACAAAGCCUCGCAGAUAUCCUUAAAGAGCGUUAUACUUUAAAAGACUUGAUUAUCAAAGAUAAAAUUCCCAAUGAAGGCAGGUCGCUUAAACAAAUUAUACUAUCUUUAGAAGAUGAGGUUUUAGCCAAUGCCGGAGUUGAUGUAUUUGAAGAGGUUUUUAAGUUAAUUUUUACUAAACUUUAUGAUGAGCAUCAAAGCAAACGAGACAAAGAAGUUUUAUAUCGAGCAUUAAGAAAGAAUUUAGGAAGUGGUUGGUACAGUGAUUUUAAUAAAGUAAAGAAUUUUUUGCUUAACUUUGAUGAUGAUAAGGAAAGUAAUAUUGAAUUAGCGCCAUCACAUCUUGCUAUAUGCAUAUCUGGAUUACAAGACGUAAAGUUGUUUAAUACUAAUUUACAAGUAAUUGACGAGGCCUUUGAAUGCCUAGUAAGUAAAUCAUCAAAAGGAGAGAAAGGUCAAUAUUUCACGCCCAGGCAUGUCAUUGACAUGUGUGUAAAAAUGUUAAAUCCAAAAAAAGGAGAAUUUAUGAUUGAUACUGCAGCUGGCUCGUGUGGUUUUCCGGUUCAUGUUAUUUUUUAUAUUUUUAAUUCACUAUUGUAUGGUGUGGCUGAUGAAGAGAAAGAAAAUAUUGAAAAAAUAUUUGGAAUCGAUUUUGAUGAGAAAGUUGUGCGAGUAGCUAGAACAUUGAAUUUAAUUGCGGGAGAUGGCAAUACCAACGUGCUUCAUUUAAACACCCUCGAUUAUGACCGAUGGAAUGAAAAUUCAGAAAGCAUAAAGUGGUGGGAUAUUUACGGUGAAGGUUUCAAGAGAUUAAAAAAACUAAGAAAAAAUUCCAGCAAUAAAGAAUUUUUGUUUGAUAUUUUAAUGGCUAACCCACCUUUUGCCGGAGAUAUUAAAGAGUCGAGGAUUAUCCAUAAAUAUGAGUUAGGCUAUAAGCAAAAAGACCAAAAAAGGAGUCCAAAAAACCAGAUAGGAAGAGAUAUUUUAUUUAUUGAAAGAAAUUUAGAUUUUUUAAAACCAGGGGGGAGAAUGGCAAUAGUUUUACCACAAGGUCGAUUUAAUAAUACAUUAGACAAAGAACUCCGUGAAUAUAUUGCUAAUAGAGCUAGAAUUAUUGCGGUUAUAGGUUUACAUGUUAAUACUUUUAAGCCUCAUACAGGAACUAAAACGAGCGUCUUAUUUUUGCAAAAAUGGAAUGAUAACCCUAAAUUUGGUGCCUUAUGCCCCAAGUUGGAAGACUAUCCAAUUUUCUUUGCCGUAUCCGAAAAAGGAGGUAAGGAUAAUUCCGGAGAAUAUAUUUAUGUGAAAGAUGAAUUAGGCAAACCUAAAAUAGACGGGAACGGACAUUUAAUUAUUGAUAACGAUUUGUAUAAUCAUGCUCUAAAUGAUAGCAAUGAUUCCAAAGAACUCCCGGAUGGAGUAGCUGAAGAUAAUUUAGAAAGAACGUUUAGGAUAGAUGCUGAAUUUUAUAAACCAGAGAUCUUAAAUUCUUUAAAUUUACUUAGUAAAAAACAACCUUUAACUAACUAUGUUAAAGUAAGUGAUGGUAAUCAUUCAAAAAUAACUGAAUAUUUCCAAGACUAUCCGGGCAUUCCUUAUUACGGAGGAAAAGAUGUAAGCGCCAAUUUCUUUAUUGAAAAUGCUAAACCUGUUUAUAUACCAGAAAAGAAAUAUAAUAAAAAGGAAAUGAGAAGGUCUCACUUUCUUCCAGGAGAUAUUCUGCUUACAACGGUGGGAAUAAUUGGUAAUUUAUCAUUAAUAACAGACACUAUCAAAGAAAGUACCGGUGCUCGUUCGGUUGGGUUUUUAAGACCUACAUCAGAACUUUCUUCUGAAUAUAUAGCAUCAUUUUUAAUGUCAAAAUAUGGGUUGAUUCAAUUAAAAAGAAUAGCUAGAGGCAGUGUUCAAGUAAGGAUGAUAUUAGAAGAUUUUGAUCAAAUUCAACUAUAUCCUUGCUCUAACAAGUUUGAUCAAACAAUUAAACAGGUGAUUCAAUUGUCCAUUAAACUUAAUGCUACAAGAAAGCAACAAUAUCAUAAGGCCGAAAAGAUUCUAGCAACGGCACUUGAUUUAGAGGAAUUUCAACUUCAACAUAAAUUAACUUUUGCUAAAAAUUUCUCAGACAUCAAACAAGUUGAGCGAUAUGAUGCCGAAUAUUUUCAGCCAAAAUUCGACGAAAUUAUUAAAAGAAUAAAUAAAUAUAAAAAGGGGUGCAAGAAUCUAGAAGAUUUAAUAUCAGUCAUAGGACACCCUGCCAAUCCUCCUUAUGGAACAAAAUCCCUUUAUACAACUGAUGAAUUUAUUACAAGGAAUAAAAAUUACAUACUAUCUAAAAAUGAUAUCAUUCUUUAUUCAGCAGGUGCUGCAUAUGUGGGAAAAGCUAAUUUAUAUAAUUCAUCGGUAAGAGCAACUUUUGGAAGUUUCUUAACCCUUAUACGGCAAGACCAAUUUCGUGGUUGGUUUAACUCCUCGCUAAUUACUGCGGUCAUUCUUGCUAACCAAGCCCCUUAUCAACAAGUUCUUUCUCAUGGUUUUGUGGUCGAUGAAAAAGGACAUAAAAUGUCCAAAUCAUUAGAAGUAAAAGUUAGCAUUCCAAUUUUAGAAAAGGUUCAAGAAAGUUAUCAAAAGAUUCGUAAUACUUUGCGGUUUUUGUUGGGUAACCUUGCCAAUUUACCACCCGAGAUAAAAAGUGAAAAAGACUUAGAAACAAACUUAAAUUCAGUAGAUUAUCAUAUCCUUCAUAAAUUAGAAAGAUUGGUAGCAGAAAGCCAAAAAAAUUAUAAUGAAUACAAUUUUAACCCGGGUUUAUUAAAAAUUAUUGUGCCAAUUUUGCCUUAUCUAGCGGAAGAGAUUUAUCAAAACACCCCUUUCCAAUUUGGCUUUGCCGGCCAAGAAAGUAUUCAAUUAGUAAAUUAUCAUUGGAAUUUGCCUCUUUCCCUUGCUAGCAAAAAGAAAUCGGAGUUAAUUAACGUUUUUUUCCUCCCCCUUCGUCAAGAAAUUUAUCAAUCCUUAGAACAAGCUCGCCAAGAAAAAAUUAUUGCAACUAACUCACAAGCACAUUUAAUAAUUUAUCUCAAAGAGGAAAAAAUUAGUGAAAAAGAAAGCAAAUUACUAUCAGAAAAAGAGGGCGACGAAUCCGAAACAAUCGAGAAAAAAAGUGGUGAAGCGGAAAUCACUAAUCUUUCUAAUUACAAGGAGGAGAUAGAUAGGAUAGAAAUUCGUUUUACUUACAAUAUUAUUGGUAAACUAGGAGGAAAAAUAGGAAGUUUGAAUCGAGAUUUAAAAUCUGCUAAUAAAAUUAUCACUGAAUAUGAAAAAUACCGAGGAUAUUUGGAAAAAGUAAAAGAUGCUUUUGGCGAAUACUCAAUUUUCAGCGAUGAAAAGGGGAAAGAAUAUGAGAUUAACACUGCCAGAGUAGAUAGAACUUACGACAUUUUCCAAACUGAGGAAAACAACAAACAAGUUAAUCAGAAUGCGAUAAAGAAAAUUAGGGAAAAUUUCCAGGAAGCAGGCAAAGUUAAAGGUUUAGAAGAAGAAAACAAAAAAUUAGCCAAAGAAUUAGAAGAAAAACAAAGCUUAAUAACCGAAAUUGAUAAGCAGUUAGACAUUUUCCCGAGCGACCCGACUGGUGAUGGAAAAGCUGAUUAUAGCAAAAAUUUUGACAGGGACAAAGUAAAUAAUAUUAAAAAAAUCCGUCAUGAAGCCAAAGAAUUAGAUAUCUUAAAAGGUGGUGAAGGGAAGGAUAAAGAAAACAUUGACAACGGCAAAUUAACAAUACUUAAAACCAAAAUUACCAGUUUAGGGACUAUUAAUAACCAGCUUAAUAUUUUAAACGAGAAUGGUAGUCUAAAUGAAAAAGAAAGCGAAAGAGAACAAAUUACGACUGAGAAAAAAGACAUUAAAGAAAUCGAUAAUUCUCUCCAAACAGUAGCAGCAAAUUUAGCAAAAUUAGUAAGAAAGCAGGAAGAAGUUAAAGAAAAAAAGGACGGUUAUGAAGCAGAAUUAAAAAAAUUACUUUUUGAGAAAAAUGAAGCAGAGGAUAACGAAGUGGAAGAUGAGGCUUUACGAAAGUUAAAAGAAGGACUACAUCCAGAAAGUUCCGAAGAAACUCCAACUAAAAAAAGUGGCGUGGCCAUUACUAAUGAAAAUUUCCAGACUUUUAUUGGUAUUAAUGAUAAUUUUUUGGCAAAGAUGCAAGCAACGGGGCAAAAUUUUGGACUUAGUGCCGAAGAACUGGCAGAUAUUAACUCUUUAAGAGAAGAAUUGGGCGAAUAUCCGUUGUUUCUUUAUCAAGAAUUUAAAACAGAGGCCAAACUCCGCUUAGACGAAUUCUACGCUGCUUAUCCAACUGACUCAAACAUUUCUUCUAAUUAUCAGGAGGAAUUAGCGAAAGUAAAAGACUUUGAUUUCAAUACGGUUGCAAAAAUUAGUAGGAAAACAUUGAAUGAGGAGGUAAAAAAAGAUUACGAAAACUUAAGCACAGAUGAAUUCAUUGGUGAUGCGAACCGAAUAAGAGCCAAGGUUAUAGCAGAAAUUCAGACUAAAUCUCAGCCUAAUUUGGACGAAGCGAAAACGGCGGCGAAAGAGCGUUUAAUUGGCUUGAUUAGAAAAUCUGUAUUAGCCGGCAAUGGUGCUGUUAAUGCCGACCAAUUAAGUCAGCGUAGUGAAAAAAUUGUGGAAGCAGCCAAAUCCAUUGAGGGGGAAGUUAUUAGUAAAGCCGGAAUAACCAAGGAUAACGCCGAGACUUAUAAAGCGGUCAUGGACGAGUUUAACCGACAAACUGAAGACCAAAUUAACCCGCUGAAAGACCCAGGCGUAUUUAUAAAAUUAAGCGAAUUGGUAGACAGCAAUAAACGAAAACACCAACGGCAGGAGAGAAUUACGGCUGUGCUGGGUAAUGUUUUCACUUCCGACGAUUUAAAUAAAGAACCUUAUUUUAAAGAUUUUGAAAAGGAUAAAAUGGAAAUUUCUAGUGCUACAAUUACAAAAAUUAAUGAUUUGUUAGCAAGAUUAGGAUACCGUGAAACUGAUAAUGAUAAAAAAAAUGGUGCUAAUGGCAGAUAUUACGGCAGGAACGGUCAGCCAAUAAUGGGAAGAAGACCCAUCCGAACUUACACCCAACUGGUUAAUAAUAGUAUCGAAUUAACGAAAAUUAUUGAGGAAAAAGAUACCAAUAUCACUGCCACCAACGACAACCCAAACCAAUUAGUUUUUAAAAAAAUCCUCCAAGAUAACGACGAAACCAAAAUUGAUAUCGACAAAUUAAAAAAAAUAAUUGAACUUAGCGAUAAAGUAAGUGAAGAAAAAUUAACUAAAUAUGAAGAAAUUGUUUCGCUUCUUAAUAUUAAUUUAGAUACUAAUAAUAGAUAUAAUUUUGAUAGUGAUGGUUCACAAUUAAAACAAUUUUUAACCAACACGCUGGAAUUAGACGAACGGAAAAUUUUUGACUUAAUUAAAGACAGUGAUGACUUGAAAGUUAAAAAUGAAACUAUUGCUAGGGUUGAAAAUAAUUUAGGUGGUGAUGAUGGGAAAAUUAGUUUGGAAGAUUUAGUCACAAUUGGUAUGCCUGAGUAUGAAACUUACGCUUAUGGAAAUCCCAAAAAGAAAGCGGGUCUUAACCGACUGAUAAAAGUUUUCGCCGAAUAUAAAAAAAUCUUGGGUAAUGACACGACUAGCGAGAGCCUGGAUAUUUUCGACCAAACUAACAAAUCAAUUGAUAGCGUGGUUGAUAAGAAAAAAAUGGCUGACCAACUACACGCCCAAAGAGUAUAUCAAAAAAUUGAGGUUCUCAACCAUAUUCCCAAAGAUAAUAAUGGUAAAGUUAGCCUGACGGAAUUAGAAAAGAUUGUUAAAUUUUAUUUAGAGAUUGUUAAUGAUAAGGAUAAUAAUCAAAAUAAGACUUACGAUGCUAUUCUUACUACCGAGAAAAAAAAUAUUGAUAAGAACAAAUUAACCGAAUUAGUUAAAGAUAAACCAAAACUUGAUGAAUUUCGUAAGUUUUGGUGGGAGAAAUUUAAUAAUGAAGCAAAGCGACUUGGCAGAAAAAACAAUAUGGUUUAUUAUCUUGGUAUUGGUGUUAAUGAAAAUGAAGAGCAAGAAUAUUUUGCCAAAUUAACCGACUUAAACGAUUGUCGAGCCGAAAGCCAAAGAUUAUUAAAAGAACUUUAUCAAUUAGCCAACGAACCAGUGCCAGCCGACUUGCUAAUAACUGAGAGCAACGCCGAAACUUACCAGGGAGUAAUGGACGCGUUCGAAACUAUGACAGACGCCAAAUUGGCGGCAGAUGACAAGUCCGAGAACUUAGCCACAUUGAUUUCAGUUUUAAAAAUAUCGGGUGAAACUAUUAAAAAAGAACAACAACUUCUCCAAAUAAUUGGUUAUUCUGCGACGGAUAAUGACAAACAAUUAAAACCUGACCCCCAUUCUACCGAAACUGACCCCACUCGGGUUCUCAAAAUUUACUAUUCCGAUUUCAAAAAAAACCGGGUUGGUGAGAAAAACUUAGCACAUACUAACCAGACCAUUGAGGGGUUAAUAGAUAUUGAGAAUGGAACCGAUAAGACUAAUAAUAAAUAUCUAGCAAUUGAGGAAGAUUUUGAAAAAUAUAACUUGACCGAAAUUCGAGAUGAAUUUCUUAAGAAAACUUUGUUACUUUAUAAAUUAACAGAAAAACUCAAUUAUACUCCGACUGAUAAUGACAAAAUUCCUAUCGAAAAAGGAACUAAUAAUUUUGAAUGA
Molecule: messenger RNA, 8112 nt
Organism: Entrophospora sp. SA101
Lineage: Eukaryota; Fungi; Glomeromycota; Glomeromycetes; Entrophosporales; Entrophosporaceae
Source: the annotation of a GenBank genome assembly